GUACAGCCAUAUCAAUCCAUUCAUCCAUCGUUGCGGUAGUCGCCUUGGUCUAGCCGCCCUAGUCUAGCUUGCCGUGUAGCUAGCGGUUUCGUCUGUCAGAUGAGGAGCAUCAACGCGCACUAUUAUUGUGUUGCUCGUGUUUCGUCGGCUUGCACUGGUGAUCUUGUGGUAAUCUGAGCUUCGCAUGACUGCGUGCCAUCGAUGACACAGCGCACAGCUGUGCCACAGUUACUUUUCUGUGAUGUUGAUUCGUUGACCCCUCGAACCGUUCCUGCCGGCCGCGCCAUGAGCUACCAGUUAUCUGGCGACAUCAUUAACCUGAACGUUGGCGGAACCAGGUUUGCCACCUCCAGGCAGACGCUGACAUGGGUGCCGGACUCCUUCUUCACGAGUAUGCUGAGUGGACGCAUAUCAAGCCACCGUGAUGAAACAGGAGCUAUUUUCAUUGAUCGGGACCCCAAGUUGUUCUCGGUCAUCCUGAACUUCAUGCGAACUAAAGACAUUGAUCUGAGGGACCUGGACAUGAGCGUGUUGAGACAUGAGGCAGAAUUCUAUGGCAUCACUCCUCUUGUGAAGCGGUUGAUCCUGUGUGAAGACUUGCACCAGUCAUCAUGCGGCAAUGUCCUCUUCCAUGGCUACUUGCCCAUGGCCGUGCCACCGUACGAGGUUGCCAGUGGUGGCCGCAACAUGCCACCCUCCGGUCUCCUGCCAACGCCUGCCGGUGGACCUGACCGACGUCCCGACCAUGGGGCCCCACGGCCUCCAUUUGCUGUUGACCCAUCAUGCCUUGCCGCACUGCCCGGCAUGGUUGAUGCGCGGCCAGGCUCGGUUUUCCGCGUGAUGCCAGAUUUGGGUGGCUCGCGGCCGCCGCCAACCUCCUCAUGUGGCCACUCGCGCAACCCUUCUCUGGAUGCUCGGCAGGCCUCGUCGUCCAUGGUGCCUCCACCACAGCUCUCACGCAGUUCGUCCGACCUGCGCACGGGCGGUGUCAGGGGCCACUCUCGUGCAUCCUCUCUUGACCUCAGGCACUCACGCAACUCGUCGGCAGAUUUCAGCCGCCGCAUUCGAGACACGGACGGUGGCUGGGCUAGUGCAGCCCUGCCCCAAGGUGUUUCAACAUGGCCUGACAAUCUCCGGGUGUGCAUGGUCAAGGGUCAUCAAAACUGGAUCGCCGUAGCCUAUGCCCACUUUGUCAGCUGCUACAGGCUGAAGGACUCAACUGGGUGGCAGCUGGCAUUCACCAGUCCUUACCUCGAGCCUGUGAUUGAACGCAUUGCACUCAAUGCCAAAGUGGUGACGACAGCGUCGGCGCAGGCGCCCGAGAGUGGGGCCAAGAUGCUGGCCGUUGCAUACGGCUCCCAAGUGCGACUAUGGAGCAUCGCCCAGGAAGGCAACGGCCGGGCUGAGAUUGGUGUGUUCCACCUGAGCGUUGCUGUGGACAGCCUGUUCUUCAUUGGAAGCCAGUUGGUUGCUCUGAGUCACCUGGGCAAAGUGGGUGUCUGGCACGCCAUGACUCAACACUGGCAGAUCCAGGAUGUGGUGCCUAUCACAAGCUUUGACACUGCUGGCUCCUGCAUCUUGCUUCUGGGCUGCAGCAAUGGCUCCAUCUACUAUAUCGAUAUGCAGAAGUUUCCGCUACGUAUGAAGGACAACGACCUGCUGGUGACCGAGCUCUACCGGGACCCGUCAGCUGACCCAAUUACAGCUAUCAGUGUCUACCUUACCCCAAAGACAAGUCUGUGCGGCAACUGGAUAGAGAUAGCAUACGGCACGAGUGCUGGCACAGUGCGGGUGAUUGUGCAGCACCCGGAGACAGUGGGACACGGUCCGCAGCUGUUCCAAACCUUCACUGUUCACCGCAGCCCCGUCACCCGAGUCGUCCUUUCCGAGAAGUACCUCAUAUCUGUGUGCAGCGAGUAUAGCCAUGUGCGUACAUGGAGUGUGACCCGCUUCCGGGGCAUGAUCUCCACCCAGCCAGGGUCAACACCUUUGGCCUCCUUCAAGGUGGUCUCCCUGGAAGACCUUGAACCCUCAGCCAGCUACCCAGCCGGAAAUGACUGCGGGCCAUAUGGAGAGCAAGAUGAUGAACAGGUCUUCAUUCAGAAGGUUGUGCCUGAAACCGACCAGCUGUACGUGCGCUUUGCUUCAUCAGGCAAAAGGAUAUGUGUGAUCAAGUCGGUCGAUGGGACCACAGUAACAUCCUUCUGUGUGCACGAGUGCGAGGGCUCCAACCGAAUGGGAUCUCGUCCACGGCGCUACAUUUUCACGGGCCACAGCAGCGGUGCCAUACAGAUGUGGGACCUGACUACAGCACUGGACUUGGCAUCAAAACGAGAGCCAGCUUUUGUGCAUGACGGAGGCCCCAGCCACAGAGAACUGUUGCGCCUCUUGGAACAGUGUGACCUGACUAACUCUCGCUGCUCCACACCUUGCAUCAGUCCAUCACCUUCAAUUCUCGGGGGUGCUGCUACGCUGGCACGCCUGCGGGCGGCGAAUCUUGUUUUGCUUGGACAGCAGCAAUCACAGCAGCAUGGUCACGAAGAAUUGUCAUCGUCAGGAGUGCCCGAGGACCGUCGAGUGACGCGGUGCUGACAGUGAAUGCCAUCAGAGGUCACCUACUGCUGUGUGGAAUGAGCCUGCUGGUGUGGCCACAUCCCCCGCGAUGGGUGUGUCCAGCUCAGUUAUGUUGACGAAAUGUUUCGACAGCUGGUGUUUCCACUCGUCAGAACUGUGCAAGGAUUGUUGCUUCCUGAUGGGACCAGCUUUUGAUGCAUGAUUAUUACUUUCGUUCUGCAUGCCAGUCAACACAGGCAUGCGACAGUGACAUUUCGGCAAUCUUCCGUAUGUAAGUAAUGGUGUCCGAAGCACCACAUCCUCGAUAGAUACUGCACGUGUGGCCUUGCCUGUAGCUGUGAAUACCUGAGCUGGUUCUGUUGCAAGUAACAGUGCAGUGUUGACGUGUUCUCACAACUGUUCGUUGCCUACUGGCUACAAUUUCUGUCUAUAUUUGCCACCUCUUAAGUGUCACUGAUGAACAACCUGAGGUCUUGCCUUCGCUUGAUGUGCAGUGAUGCGGUGCACAAAGUAAAUUCGAAACUGGUUUCCUAGAAUGGUAACACACUAUAAUUUUUUUGAAUUGGCAUUGCUAGUAGCAGUGGUGUCUUCUGGGCUGUGCUUGCCACGCACUGUCGUUGCACUGCCCUACGAUGAUUUUUAUGUACGAACACCAACUCCCCCAACAGUCCGCCCUUUUAAAACAAAAGGUUAAUUUUCUCAAUUGGAAGUAUUAAGGACAUGCAGACGAUUGCCAACAUAGGCAGAGCAGGCACACAAUGUUGCAAUGCUAAUAGUCAAGCAUUGUUGCUACAAACCCUCUCCACAAUUUUCGCCACUGCUCUCUGCAGAAGAUGGCCAGCCUAUUUGGCUUUGUGUUGAUUCACAGAAGAGAUGAACAGACCUGUGGUGUCUUCAUUUUCAUUGUGUCCUCUUUUUUCUCUAUAAAAACUAAUUUAUGGAUGUUUAUUAGGUAAUUUUCCACAUUCACGGGUGUCUGGUUGUUGGCAUAAGUUAUGCAAUAAUGUUCCUCACUGUCACAGAAUAUAGUGUCUCGGGCUUUAGAAAUUUUGAAUAGUUCUUUCCCUUUUCACUUGUCCGCAGGCACGCUCACAAGCUCUGCCUGGUGUGAAUUACCUAUGCCUGUGUUAAGAACUGUUCCUAAGUAUAUAACACUUCCUGCAGGAUACUUGCAGUUUUUUGAAACAUUGGUCAGUGGAGGAUUACUGAUUGAAAUUCUUAUUUCACAACCAUUGAUGUGAGGAGGUAUGCUAUGCCAGUGAAGCGUUGUUGCCAAGAGCCGAGUGCGUUUUGUAAAUGAAAGAGUCAGCCUCCACUUGACUGGGUUGAGCCCUAGUGCGAAGUUCGGUCACCUUAUGUGACAAGAAGUGCGUGCAUUUCAGAGCUAACCAUUUGAGUCACGCUGUUAUGGUGCAAUAAUUUCAGAUGUUUGCAGCCUUGCGACUGAUGUGGCCAAAAGGCAUAAGUAGUCGGAAAAUGGUUUACAUCAUUAGGGACAUUUCUUUGUUCGGAGCGGUGCCUUCGGUUGUAGCAGCUGUGAGAAAUUAUAAUAUUAUCUUAAGUUUUAUGUCAUCUUUCAUUUAUUUAUGUAUAUGUACUGCAGCAUACCCAGUUUGGCUGAUGUAACAAAGUGUCUUUUUUCAUACUUCUUAAAGAGGCUCAAGCUUGAUUGUAGUGUUUGAAAAAUAAAACACAGCAUAGUUCUUCAGAAAACUUCGUCACGAUAAGGUUGGUGCAAUACACUUGUCAAGUCAAUGUACACGAGCUUCAUGCUAGUUCUGUGUUUCGCUUCCUGUCAUGUCUCUUUUAAUUGUAUACUACUGAUUAAAAUGACUUUUGGUUUGUGUUGACUAAA
Molecule: messenger RNA, 4429 nt
Organism: Rhipicephalus microplus (southern cattle tick)
Lineage: Eukaryota; Metazoa; Arthropoda; Arachnida; Ixodida; Ixodidae
Product: SH3KBP1-binding protein 1
Biological process (GO): protein homooligomerization
Molecular function (GO): protein binding
Source: RefSeq, a predicted model, not a curated record